Molecule: messenger RNA, 1265 nt
Organism: Cryptomeria japonica (Japanese cedar)
Lineage: Eukaryota; Viridiplantae; Streptophyta; Pinopsida; Cupressales; Cupressaceae
Product: WAT1-related protein At5g47470
Exons: 7
Coding region: 96-1208 (370 amino acids)
Cellular component (GO): plasma membrane
Molecular function (GO): transmembrane transporter activity
Source: RefSeq, a predicted model, not a curated record
UAAACAUUUCAACUGUUUAUACAAUGAAGAUGGGGCUAUUUAAGCGUGUAGAACUUAUAGAAGGGUGUAUGAAAGCUUUCUGAAAAGCAGCAAAAAUGUACACUAAUGGAGGCUCUGCUCUUGGCUUAGAGGACUUAGCCAUAUAUGUCUCCUUAGUGGGUUCUCAGAUAUUUUUUGCGGUGGUCACUGUUCUCACGGGUAAUGAAUUGGCAAAGGGUACAAACCCCCUGACUUUUGUGGCUUAUACCAGUGGCUUUGGGGGCUUGCUACUCAGCCCUUUUGCAUUUUUCUUCGAAAAAAAAAGUUGGUCUAAAGUGAGUUUCUCUCUGUUGGGUCAACUGCUUCUGCUCUCUCUUGGCGGAGUGUGUGCAUUUCAAGUGUUGUUGUUAAUGGGAUUGAAGGAAACGUCUCCUUCCUUAGCUUCAGCAAUGCCCAAUUUGGCUCCUGCAAUUAUUUUCGUCAUGGCAUGGACUUUGGGAAUGGAGAAAGUAGACAUGAAGUGUGCUUACAGCCAAUUCAAGAUUGUGGGUACAGUAAUCUGUGUGUGUGGAGCAAUGGCCAUGAGUUUCCUGCAUGGACCUGCUCUAAGCCAACUUUGGCCUUCACCACAGGCACAGGCUCACACACAAAACAUCAUUCUUAACUUUCUCCAUGAGGGGAAUUCUAGCAAAACUAUCACAGGAUGCAUUUACCUCUUAACAGCUGUGAUAAUCUUGUCAUCUUCUAUGAUACUACAGGGUGAGACAUUGAAGAAGUAUCCAGCCCCAUUGUCCCUGACAGCAAUCACAUCACUUCUUGGCUCCAUCCAAACUGCUGUCUUGAUAAUGGCUUUAGACAAGGGUGUUUAUGCAUCAUCAUGGUUUCUGGAUUGGAGUGGGGUUGUGACUGUUAUGUUUGGGGGAAUGUUUUGCAAUGCAAUAGCAUUUAGUUUGCAGUCAUGGUGCAUUCAGAAAAGAGGACCUGCAUUUGUGGCAACAUUUGGCCCUGUCUGUACUGUUUGCUCUGCUAUUUUGUCAUCCUCCUUUUUAGGCGAAACCUUGCAUCUGGGAAGUGUAGUUGGUGGGCUGCUGAUAUUUGGCGGUCUGUACCUUGUUUUGUGGGGUAAAAGCAAAGAAAUUGAUGAUGAAAGAAGAGUUUCAGAUGAAGAAGAGCAGUUAGACCGUCCUCACAAAGUAUCAAAAGAUGUAAAAACACCUCUAUUAUGUUGAUAUUCACAAUCUCUUUGAAUUAUAGUUCAUCAAUGGAUGUGUUUGUAUUUUUGUAAA